This is a messenger RNA of Papilio machaon (common yellow swallowtail), 3366 nucleotides long. RefSeq names its product peripheral plasma membrane protein CASK (gene CASK). Gene Ontology annotation, molecular function: signaling receptor binding; ATP binding; protein kinase activity. NCBI's taxonomy places the organism in Eukaryota, Metazoa, Arthropoda, Insecta, Lepidoptera, Papilionidae. The record is from RefSeq and is a predicted model, not a curated record. Bases 450 to 3233 code for a protein of 927 amino acids. The transcript has 23 exons. Gene Ontology annotation, biological process: protein phosphorylation; regulation of neurotransmitter secretion. Gene Ontology annotation, cellular component: plasma membrane; cell-cell junction.
ACUUCAAAUCCAAUAUUUGCAACCCCUCGUAAAUGUCAAAAGUAAAUAGAAAAUAAGGGAAUAAAUUAAUUAUUUUACAAUUUCCAAUUUAUCGUUAAACCUGUAAACAGAACUCAAACAUACGUAUAUUACGAGAAUCACUGUAAAAUUUUAUUUUGAAGAUCACACAGUGAAGUACUGUACAGCAAAAGAAAAAUGAGCGAAUUGUCGCGGAUUUUCUUCAUUUAAAUAUGCACAAAUUGCACAUAAUUGCACAUUUUCGUAGUGUUUGUUAUUCGCUUACAAAUUUUUUAUCUUCUGUAUUAUUUAGUGUUCUUAUGAAGUGUUUAAACCUUUUGAAAUUCGGAUUUUCCUCUCGGGGCGUAACCUUCGUGUUCUAAAGUUAUACCUUUUUUGAAAAUGAUAUUUGAUCACUUUUUCUAAAAAAAUUGUUUGUAUUAUUGCUAAAAAUGGCUGAGGACGAAGUUUUAUUCGACGACGUUUAUGAAUUGUGUGAAAUAAUUGGCAAGGGCCCAUUCAGCCUUGUAAGACGCUGUGUGCACCGUCAGACUGGACAGCAGUUUGCAGUGAAGAUUGUUGAUGUAGCUCGCUUCACAGCAAGCCCAGGUCUUAGUACAGCAGAUCUUAAACGAGAAGCUACAAUAUGUCAUAUGUUGAAGCACCCUCAUAUUGUGGAGCUAUUGGAGACGUACAGCUCAGAGGGAAUGCUCUAUAUGGUUUUUGAAUACAUGGAUGGAUCUGAUCUCUGUUUUGAAGUUGUACGUAGGGCGACUGCCGGAUUUGUAUACAGCGAAGCAGUAGCUUGCCAUUACAUGCGUCAGAUUUUGGAAGCAUUGCGCUACUGUCAUGAGAAUGACAUCGUCCACCGUGACGUGCGACCUCAUUGCGUACUGUUAGCCGGACGUGACAACUGCGCACCUGUCAAACUCGGUGGCUUCGGUGUAGCUGCGCAGUUGCCCGCACCCGCAGCGCAUCGCGCGCGCCCUGAAUUGGUGAUGGACAAUCGACCACUAGUGGGUCCUAUGGGCCAAGCGUAUCUGAAAUCAGAUGAGUAUGGUCGUAUAGGUACUCCGCAUUAUAUGGCCCCUGAGGUUGUAUCGAGUCAGUUGUAUGGAAAACCAGUGGAUGUGUGGGCUGCGGGGAUUCUACUGCAUGUGUUACUGGUGGGCUAUCUGCCUUUUACUGGAACUAGAGAGCGUCUCUUCGAAGCUAUAUGUCGAGGUAGACUUAGAUUCGAUGCUCCAUUGUGGGAUGACAUCAGCGACUCGGCCAAGGAGUUGGUGCAGCGCAUGCUGACAGUAGACCACACGCAGCGUAUCAACAUACAGGAAGUGCUCAACCAUCGCUGGAUACGGGAUCGGGACAAGCAGAACCGCAUACAUUUAGCAGGCACUGUGGAGGAGCUGAAGAAGUUCAACAGCCGCCGUCGUCUCCGAGCUGCGACCCUCGCCGCGGCUGCUGUUGAUGAUGAUGAUGAAGAGGAACAACCGGGACGACGACAGGUGAUGCUGGAGGAGGCCAACGCUGCUGCUGUGAACCUCGUGGUGGAGUCCCUUGAUGAUGUGGCUGUUCUGCAGGACGGACCUCUCUUCAUGGACCCUGAUCUCUUCCACAGUGUGCUCGACGACCUGCAACUUAGAGCUCUGCUAGAGGUGUAUGAUCGUAUCGCAUGUACUGUGGUGGUGAGCAGUGGUCGCGCCCCUGCCGCUGAGGCCAGGACCAAGACACGCCAGGCACUAGAAGCCACUGGUCGUUUGAGGCCUGCGCCCGCUGCGCCUGCGCAUUCCCCCGCAGCUGCGGCUGCGCACGAACUGCGCAGAGUACUCGCCAUGCCACAUAUUAAGGCGUUGCUUCAGGCGCACGACGUGGUGGCGCGCGAGGUGUACGGCGAAGAAUCGCUGCGCGCAUCGCCCCCACCUGUCAACGGCCGCGCUCCCGCCCCUGCGCAGGAAGAUGAUGAUGACACCGAGCCCGAGUUUGAAAACGUGACCAGGGUGCGCCUCGUGCAGUUCCAGAAGAACACCGACGAACCCAUGGGCAUAACGCUGAAGCUAGCUGACGACGGUCGUUGCAUCGUGGCUCGCAUCAUGCACGGCGGCAUGAUACACCGGCAGGCGACGUUGCACGUGGGAGACGAGAUCAGGGAGAUCAAUGGCACACCCGUCGCCAACCAGUCUGUUGCUCAACUACAGCGGAUGCUGCGUGAGGCUCGUGGCUCGGUGACCUUUAAGAUCGUACCAUCGUACCGCUCCGCGCCGCCGCCGUGCGAGCUAUUCCGGAUAAAGCCUUCGCCCGUGCUAAUAUUCGUAAGAGCGCAAUUUGAUUACGAUCCUUUAGAAGAUGAAUUGAUCCCGUGCGCUCAAGCUGGUAUUGCAUUCAACACUGGAGAUAUACUUCAGAUAAUCAGCAAAGACGACUCGCAUUGGUGGCAGGCGCGCAAGGACGCGGCGGGCGGCUCGGCCGGCCUCGUGCCCAGUCCCGAGCUGCAGGAGUGGCGCGCCGCCUGCGCCGCCGCAGAGCGCUCUAACGCCGAUCAAGUCAAUUGUUCGAUAUUUGGACGUAAGAAGAAACAAUCUAAAGACAAAUAUCUGGCGAAGCACAACGCGGUGUUCGAUCAACUUGACGUGGUAACAUAUGAAGAAGUCGUUAAACUACCAUCUUUCCAAAGGAAGACGAUAGUACUACUUGGUGCGCAUGGCGUUGGUCGGCGUCAUAUCAAGAACACUCUCAUAGCGCGACACCCCGAUCAGUACGCGUACCCCAUACCACAUACAACUCGUCCGCCCAGACCUGAUGAAGAGAAUGGUAGACAUUACUACUUUGUGACUCACGAAGAAAUGAUGGCGGACAUCGCAGCCAACGAGUAUUUAGAAUAUGGCACACACGAGGACGCGAUGUACGGCACCAAGUUGGAGACAAUCAGACGUAUUCACGCGGAGCGCCGCGUCGCCAUACUGGAUGUGGAGCCUCAGGCGCUCAAGGUGCUGCGCUCUGCAGAGUUCGCCCCCUACGUCGUCUUCGUCGCAGCUCCGCCUCUCAAUAAUGUGGCCGAUUAUGACGGGUCCCUGGAGGUGUUGGUACGUGAAUCUGAGCAACUACGUCGUACAUACGGCCAUCACUUCGACCUCUGUAUAGUGAACAAUGACAUCGAUGACACCCUCGCGCAGCUGGAGGCGGCCCUCGUGCGCCUGCGCACCUCCCCCCAGUGGGUGCCCGUCGCAUGGGUCUACUGACCGACCACAGACUGCUAUCUUUAGAAACACUACUCUAUUCUCUGAGAUAUAAGGUUCAAUUUUACUUACUUUACUGGAGAUGAAUUACGACUCUAUUGUCUGAGGUAUAAGAAAUAGUUUUACUUUCCGCUGG